This is a messenger RNA of Spodoptera exigua (beet armyworm), 1014 nucleotides long. The record is from the annotation of a GenBank genome assembly. NCBI's taxonomy places the organism in Eukaryota, Metazoa, Arthropoda, Insecta, Lepidoptera, Noctuidae.
AUGCAGCUUGCUUACGAUUUUUACGCCCGCGAUACAUGGCAAGAUCCUAGAGGGAGGAACACCCCUUCACACACGACAACACCGUACGUCCUCUACAAAGAUGGUGUGGAGCGAGCCCCACCAGGCACGCAGUGGGGCGGCGGAGUGCUGGACGGUGGCUACCAGCCCAUGCAGCACCAGAGCCCCGGUGGGCCCUCACCACAGCCUGAGCCCCAGCUCGCGUCGCCAGCUCCUUCCCCAUACCCACCCGCACCGCCGCCUCCAGAUCCUUCCGCGGCAGCAGAGGACGCCGCCCAGCAACUUGCACAACAGCAGGCUCAGCAACAAGCGCAACAGCAACAACAGCAACAGCAGCAGCAACAACAACAACAAACUUCUCCAGAACACAUGCAAGUGGAGCAACAACUCCAAAGUCAGCCACAACCUCAGCCUCCUACACAGGACCACUUAGACCGAACGCCAUGCUUCGUUCCGCAGCCAGAUCUGCAGCAACAAUAUACGCCGUAUUUCAAAGAAGCGAGACCAGCAAGCCACAUGCUUGGUACUGGUGGCUUCCCCUUACACUACCUGAAACAAAAUGGUGGUGUGCUAUCCCUGGAAGAUGUUUCACCACAUCUCAUCUUCAAGAAUGGAACAACUCCAACGCUUUGGCCCCAAGAUGUACCAUUCCCUGCUGACGAAAACAAAGAAGAGAUCCAGUCGACUUUCGGCGACGCAGAUGGACAGAACGGUGACCAGCGCGGUUCCUGCUUCUCACCAGGCGAUACGGCACAUGCUACGCUCCGCCGUUCCAACAGUUCCCCGGGUCAGGGGCCGAGUUCAAGCCCGCAGUGGGGCCUGGCGCGCCAGUGGCGUGUCUCCCGGCGCAGUGACCCGCGCCACCGCCGCGGUGGCACCCGGCGCCCACGCACGCGCACGCGCACCACGACCUCUACGCCGCCGACCGCCUCUACAACUGAGCACGCGGCGCCACAAGUAUACGACCGCGCUAUCUGCGCGCCACAUUACCAGUAG